Peronospora farinosa is the source of this 420-nucleotide messenger RNA. NCBI's taxonomy places the organism in Eukaryota, Oomycota, Peronosporomycetes, Peronosporales, Peronosporaceae. The record is from the annotation of a GenBank genome assembly.
AUGGCUAUGGGUGAGAGCAAGCAGCAAGAGGCCAAGGGCAUGUUACGUUCCCGACAGGCAGUGAGCAUCACGGCUGUGAAAGUCUCACCAAACCCGGCGGCUCUCGCAGCCGAGCUUAACCUGGAAGUGAAUUUUCAUUUAGAAGCGCCUAUCGCCAACGGUGUGUGGAAUAUCGAGUAUCUGGUGGACUCCGUCAUGAAGCUAAAGGCCACUGACUAUGCUCGAGGCGACAAUCGGUUCCAGUUUUCGACUCCGCAAGUCAAUAUUUCCGGCCUUCAGCCAAGUCAACUAACCAACUGUGGUUUGUUGAUUGCGUCGUUCAAGGAUGAAGACGGAGAUAUUUUAGAUCUCAAUAUGGUCAUUCAGGUGUCUGAGCAACGCGGCGGACUUCAACGGAUUAUCUACAGUCCUCUAGAAUAG